Messenger RNA from Musa acuminata AAA Group (dessert banana), 348 nucleotides. Its product is annotated as heat shock protein 81-1-like. Gene Ontology annotation, cellular component: cytosol; protein-containing complex; perinuclear region of cytoplasm. The coding region runs from base 1 to 348 and encodes 115 amino acids. Gene Ontology annotation, biological process: protein folding; protein stabilization; cellular response to heat. The transcript has a single exon. The record is from RefSeq and is a predicted model, not a curated record. Gene Ontology annotation, molecular function: ATP hydrolysis activity; ATP binding; ATP-dependent protein folding chaperone. NCBI's taxonomy places the organism in Eukaryota, Viridiplantae, Streptophyta, Magnoliopsida, Zingiberales, Musaceae.
AUGACUGAAUCACUAAUGCUCAGGGACUCCAGCAUGGCUGGCUAUAUGUCCAGCAAGAAAACUAGGGAGAUCAACCCAGAGAAUCCUAUCAUGGAGGAGUUGAGGAAGCGAGCAGAUGCUGACAAGAAUGACAAAUCAGUCAAGGACCUGACACUUCUGCUGUUUGAGACUGCUCUCCUCACCUCUGGUUUCAGCUUGGAUGACCCCAAUACUUUUGGCAACAGGAUCCACCGCAUGCUGAAAUUAGGUCUCAGCAUCGAUGAGGAUGAAAAGGUUGAAGACACUGACAUGCCUACGCUUGAGGAUGCUGCUGAUGCCGAAGAGAGUAAGAUGGAGGAAGUGGACUAA